AUGGCUGAGAUGAUGAAAGACAAGAGAGUACUUCGAAAAGCACAAGACGAAGUACGACAAGUGCACCGUGGGAAACAAAAUGUGAAUGGGUCAAGCCUCCAUGAACUUAAAUACUUGGACUUAGUCAUCAAAGAAAGCCUAAGAUUACAUCCUGCAUUGCCUUUGCUUUUCCCAAGAGAGAACCAAUCGAAAGUUGAAGUUUGUGGAUACGAGAUCCCUGCGAAAACCAAAGUGAUAGUCAACGGUUGGGCUAUUGGGAGAGAUCCCCGGUAUUGGACAGAACCCACCAAGUUUUAUCCAGAGAGGUUCAUGGACUCUACGAUCGAUUACAAGGGAAACAGUUUUGAAUUAAUCACAUUUGGAGCCGGAAGAAGAAUGUGUCCUGGAAUGCUUUAUGCGACUGCGGUUGUGAAACUAACGUUGGCGAAUCUGCUAUAUCAUUUUGAUUGGAAGCUUGUUGAUGGAGUGGAUGCAGAAUAUUUGGACAUGACAGAAGCUUUUGGGGUUGCGGUGGGGAGGAAGUGCAGCCUGUGCUUGAUCCCCAUUGCAUAUAGCGUCCCAACUUGA
Molecule: messenger RNA, 567 nt
Organism: Linum tenue
Lineage: Eukaryota; Viridiplantae; Streptophyta; Magnoliopsida; Malpighiales; Linaceae
Source: the annotation of a GenBank genome assembly